CUCAACUCAACUCAAUCAAUAAUUUCUUCGCUGCAAAAAUCUCCCAGUUACUUCACUGAAUAUCGAAUCCGUCGAUCAAAUUUAAGCCCCAAAAUGGAGGAAGAUCCUUUUACGUCGUCGUUGUCUUCUUCGUCUUUACUUCUCAAAGACAUCUCCAAUUUCAAAACCCCAAAACGGCCGUCAAAGCCUCCCGUUUUCCACUCAACAUGUCCUCAGUACUUCACUGCUUCCAAACAGACCCCGAGGACAUCAUCGUCAUUUCGUCACCGGUCUCGACCUUCCUUUGCCCCUUCUUCUUCCUUCUCCAGACCCAAUGCCUCCUCCUCCGCCGCCGCCAAAUUCAAAGCCCUCGAGCUCCAGCAAUCUCAGUCGGCUAGGAAAGAGCAGCUCAAUAAAGAGCAGACGCUCAAGUCAUUGUCCAAAUCUCUUACCGUUUGGUUGAAUUUCCUCUUCCAGAACCCUAAGUCUUGCGGAUGUGAUCUGUCCAUCAAUGGCCGUGAUGAUAGGAAUAUUAUUCGAGUGGAUAGUGCCUUGAGAAGCCCGAAACGGAUAAGAGAGUUGUGGUGGGGAGGGAAUGAAGUGGAUGAGAACGUAGCCGUGAAUAUUUCGAGCUCGAAUUAUUCCAUUUUGAGGUCUUCGUUGAAGGAAGGUUGUAGUUUCGAUGAUUUUAAGCAGAGGAUGCAGAUUUAUUUGAGUUUGGGGAGUUGCGAUGAGAUUUUCAAAACCAUGGCUCAUGUUGUUAAGAAUAUAGAUGAAGGAAGGUUAAAAAUGAAGGCACACUGUCCAAUAGUUACUGACGUUGGAAUGAAGGAAAAUGCAUGUAAAAUUUUUAUGUCUUACAACACAAUUUGGCUCCAAAUUGGCUUGUAUAUUAUUUUUGGCGGUGAUUCCUUGUUAUCAUCUGAUGGAGAUGAUAGUUCUGUGCAAGAUAUUUCAUUUUUGAAGAUGGUUAUAGAAAAUCAAUUUUUCUCGCACCCUGGACUUGCCAAGGCUUAUGCUUAUAACAAGAAGGUUGAAGGCUUGUACAGGCCGGGAUACUAUGAAAAUUUGGGGAAUGUUAUAUUGAAGAGGAUUUUGUUGCUUGUAUUAGAUUGAGCUAAAUCUCAGACUACUCUUCCUCUUAAGUACGGUAUUGAUGGAGUGGACGGAGGUUCUCCUCUUCUAUUCACAGUUUCAUCUGGUAUAAAAUCAAGUCGUCAAGUUCUUAAUGAUUUUUUAUCAUCGGAUGUUAUGCACGGCGAAGGUAAUCUUCUCACACAUCUAGUGGUUGUAGGGUACAAAGUUUCUCAUCAGCAGUCUGCCCUUGCUGAGUUUGACUUCCAAGUAUCAGAUUUAUUCUUGGAUUUUCAAGACGGGGUGCGGCUUUGUAGAGUAAUUCAACUUUUGCGACAUGACCCCUCUAUCCUCAUGAAAAUAGUAGUUCCUUCAGACACACAAAAAAGGAAUUUGGCCAAUUGUGGUGUUGCCCUGCAAUAUUUGGAACAGGCUGGUGUCAUGCUGUGUGAUGAAGAUGGAUUGAAGAUUACAGGAGAUGAUGUUGCUGGUGGAGAUAAGGAAUUCACUCUUUCGUUGCUGUGGAAUAUAUUUGUUCACUUACAGCUGCCUCUUCUGAUUGAUAAAACAACUAUUUCUGGCGAAAUAUCCAAAAUAGGUGGCUUUAAGGAUAACUUGAAUGUAAUAUGUUCCACUUUUUUGGGAAUGCUUUUAAACUGGACCCAGGCAAUUUGUGAAAAGUAUGAUCUUAAGAUUGAAAGCUUUUCUUCACUGGUUAAUGGAAAAGCCAUAUGGUGCUUGCUUGAUCAUUACUUCCGCAGAGAAUUGUCCUGUUCUUGUUAUAACAAGGUGGAUUCUCAUUACCCAAAAGGAGAAGAAUCAAUAAUGUCUGCUACAGAUUACACAGAUGCAGUUCACAAUUUUAUGUUAUCACAGAAACUGAUAGCACUUCUGGGAAAUUUCCCUGAGGUUCUGCAAAUAAGUGACUUACUUGAGCAUAAUGGUGCAGUCAGUGAUCAGAGUGUGGUAAAUUUGCUUGUUUUCCUGUUGUCCCAGCUUGUUGUCAAGAAAAAUAUGGAUCAGUUGAAUUUCCAAAAACUAUUGGGUUGCAAUUGCCCAAACCUUGAGCGGAGGCAUUCAUUGACUCGAAGACAGUCAGCAAGUUCUCAAGCUGUUGUGCAAAAGGAAAGAGACAUGGAUAUCAAUGAAGAACAAAACUACAAGAAUUCUAUAAGACCUGCUGCUUCUGCUUCAAAUUGUUCACCAACUCAGAGCACAAGCUCUGACAUUUUAAGAGAAAAAGCUGCAAAAAUCAUACAGUCUCAUUAUAGGCGCUUGAUAGAGCGUCGCAAUUUUCUCAAGAUGAUGAAAGCAGUCUGUUUAGUCCAAGCUGUUAUGCGCGCGUGGUUGACUGUAAAGAAAAAUACAAAGCUCAACAAUUUCAAGUUUGCCAGUAUUCGGGAAUUUCCAUCUGGUAUUUGCUCUUGUAAGCAUUUUGGUUAUAUGCUUUUUUUCAUUUCCGGUUUCCCACUUCAAUUUUUUAUCUUUGCUUUGCCAGAAGAACUCAGAAGAGUUAUCAGUGUUCAUAUUGCCAAAAAACGAGAUGUAUCCCAUCGAAACCUAGUCAAAGCUGCCAUUGUAAUUCAGAAAUAUGUUCGUGGUUGGAUGGUGAGGUCACUCAACAUUCUUGGCCAUGCUCAUAUUGAGAAUGCAUCUUUUAAGAGCCAAGUGAAUGGUCUAUGUAAUAGUGAUAUAGAAGCUGCAACCAGGAUUCAGAUUGCAUGGAAGAGAUUUCUUCACAGAUCUCAAUCCAAACAAACUUUUGCUGCAACUAAAAUUCAGAGGUGUUUUCGGGGUUGGAGGCUGAGGAGGAGGUUUAUGAAGCAGAAGCAAGCAAUAACAAAAAUUCAAAGUAAUUUCAGGCGACUGAGAUGUUGGAGGGCCUUUCAGAUUGCUAGGAAGGAAUUUGUCUGUAAAUCUCUUCAAAAUCAGACAUUAGCUGCUACCAAAAUUCAGAGUCAUUUCUGUGCUUGGCUGUUAAGAAGUUAUAAAAAGAAGAAACAAGCAAUAAUAAAAAUUCAAAGUAAUAUUCGAAGACUGAAAUGCUACAGGGCCUUUCAGAUUGCAAGGAAGGAAUUUGCCUGUAGAUCUCUUCAAAAUCAAACAGCUGCUACCAAAAUUCAGAAUCAGUUCCGUGCUUGGCAGUUGAGAAGAAGUUUUAUGAAGAAGAAGCAAGCAAUAAUAAAAAUCCAAAGCAAUUUCCGACGACUGAAAUGCUAUAGGACCUUUCAGAUUGCUAGGAAGGAGUUUGCCUGUAGAUCUCUUCAAAAUCAGACAUUAGCUGCAACCGAAAUUCAGAGUUGGUUCCGUGCUUGGCAGUUGAGGAUAAGUUUUAUGAAGAAGAAGCAAGCAAUAAUAAAAAUCCAAAGUAAUUUCCGGCGGCGAAAAUGUUUGAGGGCUUCUCAACAAUAUGAAAACGCCAACAGAUCAGCUAUCAUCAUUCAAUCUUAUGUACGUGGAUGGAUAGCGAGGAGAAAAGCUUGGAGAUAUAAGUAUCUUAUUGUUAUGAUCCAAUCAUAUUGGAAAGGUUAUGUUGCUCGGAAAGAAUCGAGAGUGCUGCUAAAGGAUUUGCGCUUGAGAAUGCAGAAGUCUGCUAAGAAUGUCGACGAUAUCAAACGUAUUAUUAACAGGCUUUUAUCAGCACUUUCAGAACUACUAAGCAUGAAAAGUAUCAGUGGCAUUCUUCACCACUGUGAGACCUUAGACAUAGCAACAGCCCAUUCUCUGAAAUGCUGUGAAGAACUUGUGGCUGCGGAUGCAAUCGGCAUUCUACUAAAACAGAUUCACUCAGCCAGUCGAAGCAUCCCCGAUCAGGAGGUUCUAAAGCAUGCACUCUCAACACUCAGAAACCUUGCUCGUUAUCCGCAUUUGGCCCAAAUGUUGAUCGACAGUCCUCCAUCAGUAGAGACAAUUUUAUGGGAGAUGCUCAGGAACAAGGAAGAAGGUUACUUUAUUGCUUCCGAGAUCUUGAAGAAGAUAUGUUCAAAUCCAAAAGAUGUGAAAGCUGUACACAAGUUGCCUGCUCUUUUGAAGAGACUACACAUUCUUGCUGAAGACCUUACAAGGAAAUUAAACAUUGAGAAAAGGAAUCCUCGUACUGUUGCCUUAAAAGAGAGCACAGAUAGAAGAUUGAAGGAGGCAGUCCAACUGCUUAAACUGAUAACAAAUGGUUAUCGAAACCAUUAAUCAUCAAAUGGGUGCAUGACACGUGCAUGGUUGUUCGGAUUGUGAGAGAUGCACUCUGUAUAUAAAGCUGCAACCAGGCAAGUGUACUGUCGUUUUAUCUUGAAACUGGUAUGUGGUUAUCGAUAUAGGUGAAUGUAGGGCAUCCUGGGUAUAGGUUAGGGCAGAAAAAUGAAAAUUUAUCCGACCAU
Messenger RNA from Hibiscus syriacus, 4427 nucleotides. Its product is annotated as abnormal spindle-like microcephaly-associated protein homolog. Gene Ontology annotation, cellular component: spindle pole. The record is from RefSeq and is a predicted model, not a curated record. Gene Ontology annotation, molecular function: protein binding. NCBI's taxonomy places the organism in Eukaryota, Viridiplantae, Streptophyta, Magnoliopsida, Malvales, Malvaceae. Gene Ontology annotation, biological process: establishment of meiotic spindle localization; mitotic cell cycle; spindle organization.